GGAACAGGACCAGGUCUGGUCUUUGCUCCGGAGAGACGAGGUGGGGGAGAGUCGGGGGAAUCAGGGGAAUAGAGAGGAAGAGAAGAGAAACAGGAACAGGACCUGCUGAAAGAGGAUGUGAGAACAAUCGCUGUGGAGUGAAGCGGCAGACGGACGUCUACAGGUGGAACCUCGUCCUCACCUGGAGUUAUGGACUCCCCCCUGCAGCGCUAGCUAAGCUAAGCUAAGCUAAGCUAACACCGGCCCCGGGGCGACAUGUCCACGGACUCGGGUCCCGGUUCUGGUCCCGGUCCGGACCCCCAGACGGACUCUGGUCCCGGUUCUGGUCCCGGUUCGGACCCCCAGACGGACUCGGGUCCCGGUUCUGGUCCCGGUCCGCACCCCCAGACGGACUCUGGUCCCGGUUCUGGUCCCGGUUCGGACCCCCAGACGGACCCCUGUCCCGGUCCGGACCCCCAGACGGACCCUGGUCCCGGUCCAGACCCCCAGACGGACCCUGGUCCCGGUUCUGGUCCCGGUUCGGACCCCCAGACGGACUCUGGUCCCGGUUCUGACCCCCAGACGGACUCUGGUCCCGGUUCGGACCCCCAGACGGACUCUGGUCCCGGUUCGGACCCCCAGACGGACUCUGGUCCUGGUCCUGGUCCCGGUUCGGACCCCCAGACGGACCCUGGUCCCGGUUCUGGUCCCGGUUCGGACCCCCAGACGGACCCUGGUCCCGGUUCUGGUCCCGGUCCAGACCCCCAGACGGACUCUGGUCCCGGUCCGGACCCCCAGACGGACUCUGGUCCCGGUCCGGACCCCCAGACGGACUCUGGUCCCGGUUCUGGUCCCGGUCCGGACCCCCAGACGGACCCUGGUCCCGGUUCUGGUCCCGGUCCAGACCCCCAGACGAACCCUGGUCCCGGUUCUGGUCCCGGUCCAGACCCCCAGACGGACUCUGGUCCCGGUCCAGACCCCCAGACGGACUCGGGUCCUGGUUCUGGUCCCGGUCCGGACCCCCAGACGGACUCGGGUCCUGGUCUGGACCCCCAGACGGACCCUGGUCCCGGUUCUGGUCCCGGUCCAGACCCCCAGACGGACUCUGGUCCCGGUCCAGACCCCCAGACGGACUCGGGUCCUGGUUCUGGUCCCGGUCCGGACCCCCAGACGGACUCGGGUCCUGGUCUGGACCCCCAGACGGACCCUGGUCCCGGUUCUGGUCCCGGUCUGGACCCCCAGACGGACCAGGGUCCCGGUUCUGGUCCCGGUCCGGACCCCCAGGGACCGGUCCAGGUCCAGGUUCUGCUGGACCUGCUGCUCGGCGUCUACCAGGAGUUUUCCUGCUCCGGUUUCUGCCAAGAGAAGUUCGUGUCCGGAUUCCUGACGUGGGCCGGGCCGAUAGUGAGGCGAGUUGAGAAGAUGAGAAUCAAAAGAGACGACUUUGACAUCCUGAAGGUGAUUGGCCGAGGCUCGUUCAGCGAGGUCGCCGUGGCGAAGAUGAGACGAACGCAGCAAGUUUACGCUCUAAAGAUUAUGAAUAAGUGGCACAUGCUGAGGAGAGGAGAGACGGCCUGCUACCAGGAAGAGCGGGAGGUGAUGCUGAAGGGAGACAGACGAUGGAUCACUCAGCUGCAUUACGCUUUCCAGGACAACAACCACCUGUACCUGGUGAUGGACUUCUAUCCCGGCGGAGACCUGCUGACGCUGCUGAGUAAGUUCGGGGACGUGAUUCCGGAGGACAUGGCUCAGUUCUACCUGGCCGAGAUGGUCAUGGCCGUCGACUGCGUCCACAAGCUGGGCUACGUGCACAGAGACAUCAAGCCUGACAACGUCCUGCUAGCGGCUGACGGACACGUGAAACUGGGCGACUUCGGUUCCUGCCUGAGACUCCAGAGCGAUGGCAUGAUCCGCUCGUUGGUGGCCGUCGGGACUCCGGACUACUUGUCCCCGGAGAUUCUGAGGACGGUGGAGGGAAACGGAGGUUACGGCCUCGAGUGCGACUGGUGGGCUCUCGGUAUCUGCGGCUACGAGAUGUUAGUCGGGACCACGCCCUUCUACGCCGAGUCCAUCUCCGAAACCUACGCUAAGAUCAUUAACUUCCAGGAUAAUUUCCAACUUCCUCCUCCGGACUCUGAGAUGUCGGACGAGGCGAGUUCCUUCAUCGCCGGACUCGUGUGCGACAGGGAAAAUCGUCUGGGGAGAAACGGCCUCGGUGAUUUCAGGACUCACCGGUUCUUCUCCGAGAUCGACUGGGAUUCGCUGCAUGACCUUCCCGCCCCCUUCCUGCCCGACGUCUCCGGUCCCGCAGACACGUCCAACUUCGACAUCGUAGACGACUGUCUCAGUGAAAUGGAAAUGCUUUCCGACGUUGAGGACGCGACUCCUUUAGGCGUCCACUUGGCUUUUGUUGGAUAUUCUUACACCGCUGCCAGUGCCGUCGACUUUGAUCGAGACAUCGUGACGCAGACGGAGGAGACGAAGGUCGAGGACACGAAGGUCGAGGUGGGAGACCCAUUUCCACCAGAGGAACUGAUGGUCCAGCUUGCAGAUUCUCUGCAGGAAAAGCUUUCUCCCUUGCUAGGAGCUGCAGUUACCCCGCUAGCAGCUGCAGUUACCCCGCUAGGAGCUGCAGUUACCCCGCUAGGAGCUGCAGUUACCCCGCUAGGAGCUGCAGUUACCCCGCUAGGAGCUGCAGUUACCCCGCUAGGAGCUGCAGUUACCCCGCUAGCAGCUGCAGUUACCCCGCUAGGAGCUGCUGUUACCCCGCUAGGAGCUGCAGUUACCCCGCUAGCAGCUGCAGUUACCCCACUAGCAGCUGCAGUUACCCCGCUAGCAGCUGCAGUUACCCCGCUAGCAGCUGCAGUUACCCCGCUAGGAGCUGCAGUUACCCCGCUAGGAGCUACUAGCACCUCCACCCACAUCACCACCGACGCUGAAGAGGAGACCAAGCUAACAUCACCGGUUGAUGAACACAUGCAGAGAGCCUUACAUGAAGCGACGAGGAGAUGCAACGAGCUGGAGAAGGAAAGCAUGAGCUUGAAAGAAGAGAUCCAGCACUGGAGAGCAGCCAUGGAAACGGAGCUCGGUAUCUGCCCAGCAUCUCUUGCUAUUUGCUGCCACUGUGUGGAAACACCAGACCAUAAGUGGACGGCGCCCCCUACCUGCCAUUACCCGCUGGUGAUUCCCCUGCACCGCCACCUGCUGCUCUUCCACCGGAUCCGCCUGCCGCAGGUGAGGAGUGAAUCCUACCUGCUAGCGUGUGCUGAAGGGAGCUACUUUAACUCCUGGGACGGAUGGGGUUUACCCAGAUCUCCUGAACGUUUACCCAGAUCUCCUGAACGUUUACCCAGAUCUCCUGGACGUUUACCCAGAUCUCUUGAAUGCAUCUGAAGGAGCAGAGCUGAGCACGAGCUCUUCACGCUCCCCUGCAUCCCAAACCACCAAGAUGAGAGAGAAAGAUGUCUUUGUUGUGGACGUUUGAACCGAAGGACACUCCCGGAGUAAAGUCUCCUGCUGGUGCGAGAGGAAACUGCUGCGUUCUGAGUGCGAGGCACAUCUUCUGACCCGUCUUCUGGUCGGUCAGAACAACCUGCAUGAGGUCCAGAAAAACACUGACUUUAGCUUACUUUAACGUGAUUCCUGAGUGACACUGAGAGGACAGGUAUUUUAGACCAUAUUGGUGUAUUUGGAGUCACUGAAUAUGAAUAUUUCUCUGAGAAUCUUCACGUACGAGUUGUGUAGCACAACCGCCGCUAUUGUCUUUGCUGUGCUGUAAUUGAUGACCACGUGACCUGGUUUUGUACGAACACUGCAGGCUUUGUCGGUGUGGAAGAUUAAUAAA
Cololabis saira (Pacific saury) is the source of this 3823-nucleotide messenger RNA. RefSeq names its product serine/threonine-protein kinase MRCK gamma-like. The record is from RefSeq and is a predicted model, not a curated record. Gene Ontology annotation, cellular component: cytoplasm; cytoskeleton. Gene Ontology annotation, biological process: peptidyl-threonine phosphorylation; actomyosin structure organization. Gene Ontology annotation, molecular function: protein serine/threonine kinase activity; ATP binding. Lineage: Eukaryota; Metazoa; Chordata; Actinopteri; Beloniformes; Belonidae. Bases 256 to 3372 code for a protein of 1038 amino acids. The transcript has 16 exons.